AUGAACCUUCUCCAAGGCAUGGCAGGGGGAAAUCAGUCCCUGGCAACGGAGUUCAUCCUCCUGGGGCUAACAGAUCAGCCAAAACUAAAGGUGGCCUUCUUCAUCUUGUUCCUGGUAAUUUAUGCUAUCAGCCUGCUGGGGAACCUGGGAAUGAUGGUGUUCAUUGGGAUUGACACCCGACUGCAUACCCCCAUGUACUUCUUCCUCAGGAACUUGUCCCUGGUAGAUCUCUGCUGCACCUCCACCAUCACUCCCACGUUGCUGGCGACUCUGUUAUUGGAUGAGAAGAGCAUUUCUUUCUCUGGGUGUGCAGCACAAAUGUUUCUCUAUGGAGGGUUUAUGACUGCGGAGGCCAUCAUUUUGGCAGUGAUGGCGUAUGACCGCUAUGUCGCCGUAUGUAACCCAUUGCUUUACAGCACAGUGAUGACCCAGGCAGUUUGCCUUCGGUUGGUCGGUGGUUCCUACGCAGCCGGUUUCAUGAGUGCCAUUGUGCAAGUCAGCUGCACCUUCAGUUUAUCGUUCUGCAACUCCCACAGGAUCCAGCAUUUCUUCUGUGACAUCCACCCGAUGCUGAAACUCUCCUGCGCUGACACCCGCAUCAAUGAGAUAGUGCUCUUCACGUUCAGCUUUGUCAUUGGCUUGCCCGCUUCCCUGCAAAUCCUCAUCUCCUACUCAUACAUCCUCACCACUGUUCUGCGGAUGCACUCCAUGGAGGGCAGGCACAAGGCCUUCUCCACCUGCACCUCCCACCUGACAGCCGUCACUGUGUUCUACGGAAGUGCUCUGUUUAUAUACUUACGCCCCUCAUCCAUUGACUCAUUGGACUACAACAGGGUGGCCUCUGUGUUUUACACAGUAGUCAUCCCCAUGCUGAACCCCCUAAUCUACAGCCUGAGGAACACAGAAGUGAAGGAAGCCAUCAAGAAAACCCUCAACUGGAAAGUUUGA
Pelodiscus sinensis (Chinese soft-shelled turtle) is the source of this 948-nucleotide messenger RNA. RefSeq names its product olfactory receptor 5AP2-like. Gene Ontology annotation, cellular component: membrane. Gene Ontology annotation, molecular function: olfactory receptor activity; G protein-coupled receptor activity. Gene Ontology annotation, biological process: G protein-coupled receptor signaling pathway. NCBI's taxonomy places the organism in Eukaryota, Metazoa, Chordata, Testudines, Trionychidae. The record is from RefSeq and is a predicted model, not a curated record.